Molecule: messenger RNA, 660 nt
Organism: Cricetulus griseus (Chinese hamster)
Lineage: Eukaryota; Metazoa; Chordata; Mammalia; Rodentia; Cricetidae
Source: RefSeq, a predicted model, not a curated record
AUGGCUGUGGACAUUGGGGACCCCAAGAGUGGUUUCCGACACUGCGAAGUGGCUGUGUUCAUCAAUGAAGAAGUGACGAGGAAUGGCGGUGGCCCUGGCUUUUACCUGACCUUCCGUUCACGGCCCUGGAAGGAUAUAGAAGACGGUCUGAGGUCUGUCGUGGCUGAUACUCACUUACCGCGCACCAUCAAGAGGGCCUGCGCGUGGAGCGCUCUGGCCCUGAGUGUGAGAUUGGCUUCGAGGCAACGAGAAAGGCAGACCCGACGUGUCCAGCAGCUGAACAAUCAGGUAGAAGAACGAGAGGCAGCCACCUGGACUUUGGCCACAGACCUACAACGGCUGCGUGAGGAGCGUGAUGAAGUGGUCUCUGAGCUUCGCAGUGCAAAAGACAACCUGAAGCAAGUGCUACAGGAGCGUGACAUUCUACACAAGAAGCUGAUUGAGUUUGAGCUCUCACAGAAACUCCUCGCUGAGUCACAAGAUACUGAGUAUCCAGGUACUCUGCGGUGGCCUCUAAUUGCCAAGCAACAUAGAAAGCCUCUUGAGACAGGCUUGCAGAAUGAGCAAUAUGCAGUGUUCCCGAAGAAAGCCCAGACGGCAUCCAUGACAGUUCUAGAAACUUUGAGUGAAGCUGAAGAAUUCCCAGCUUCCGACAUGUGA